Messenger RNA from Solea senegalensis (Senegalese sole), 897 nucleotides. Its product is annotated as trypsin-3. The record is from RefSeq and is a predicted model, not a curated record. Gene Ontology annotation, molecular function: serine-type endopeptidase activity. The transcript is spliced from 5 exons. NCBI's taxonomy places the organism in Eukaryota, Metazoa, Chordata, Actinopteri, Pleuronectiformes, Soleidae. Bases 31 to 774 code for a protein of 247 amino acids. Gene Ontology annotation, biological process: proteolysis.
GCUGACACCGAGGCUCAGACAGAAACCACCAUGAAGGCUUUCAUUCUUCUCGCUCUGUUCGCAGUGGCAUACGCUGCUCCCAUUGACGAUGAGGACGACAAGAUUGUUGGAGGCUACGAGUGCAGAAAGAACUCUGUGGCCUACCAGGUCUCUCUGAACUCUGGAUACCACUUCUGUGGAGGUUCCCUGAUCUCCAGCACCUGGGUGGUGUCUGCUGCUCACUGCUACAAGUCCCGCAUCCAGGUGCGUCUUGGUGAGCACAACAUUGCUGUCAACGAGGGCACAGAGCAGUUCAUCAACUCUGCUAAGGUCAUCCGUCAUCCCAGGUACAGCAGCCGCAACCUGGACAACGACAUCAUGCUGAUCAAGCUGAGCAAGCCUGCCACCCUGAACAGCUACGUCCGCACCGUGUCCCUGCCCUCCAGCUGUGCCGGCUCUGGUACCCGCUGUCUGAUCUCUGGAUGGGGCAACACCAGCGGCUCUGGAAGCAACUAUCCUGAUCGCCUGAGGUGCCUGGAUGCCCCCAUCCUGAGCGAGAGCAGCUGCAGGAACUCCUACCCUGGACAGAUCACCUCCAACAUGUUCUGUGCUGGAUUCCUCGAGGGAGGCAAAGACUCCUGCCAGGGUGACUCUGGUGGCCCCGUGGUUUGCAAUGGUCAGCUGCAGGGUGUGGUGUCCUGGGGCUAUGGCUGCGCUCAGAGGAACAAGCCUGGAGUCUACGCCAAGGUCUGCAACUACAACUCCUGGAUCCGCAGCACCAUGUCCUCCAACUAAAUAGAUUGUUCACAUAUUGAGCAGAGAAUACCUACAUGUAACAUCCAACAGGUUUUAAUAUGUGGACUAGUGUUUAAAUCACGUCCCCAUGUAAAAUGUGUAAUAAAAAUACUAUCAAACAUA